UUGUUGACGAGUGGGGGUGUUUGACAGCAAUUAAAACCGUUUAGUUGUAUUAAUCUCAAAGACUGGACUUAAGAACACUUCUUUUUAUUCCCUAGAAACAUAAUGUUUCAACGACCGCGGAGUUGGUUUUCUCAAGCGAUAUGGAAACCGAAAAAUUUACAUUCCUUGGAACAUCUCAAGUUUCUUUAUUCUGUUCUAUGCAAGAACCAAACAGCAUCAGAGCACAACCGAGGAUUGCUCAUCGAGACUUUGCGGUCGAUGUCAGAGAUUCUUAUUUGGGGGGAUCAAAAUGACAGCUCGGUUUUUGAUUUUUUUUUGGAGAAGAACAUGCUGUCAUUCUUUCUGCGAUACCUGCAGCAGAAAUCUGGCAAAUAUCUGUGUGUUCAGUUGCUGCAGACUCUGAAUAUCCUCUUUGAAAACAUCAGCAAUGAAACUUCACUCUACUAUUUGCUGUCUAACAACCAUGUGAACUCUAUAAUUGUGCACAAGUUUGACUUCUCUGAUGAAGAGGUCAUGGCCUACUACAUAUCGUUUUUGAAGACCUUAUCCCUCAAGUUAAACAGACAUACCAUUCACUUCUUCUACAAUGAGCAUACAAACGACUUUGCCCUGUACACUGAAGCAAUCAAGUUCUUCAACCACUCUGAAAGCAUGGUUAGGAUUGCUGUGCGAACCAUCACUUUAAAUGUCUACAAAGUUGAGGACAAGGCGAUGUUGCGAUACAUUCGUGACCGCACUGCUGCUCCUUACUUCUCUAACCUGGUGUGGUUUAUCGGUAACCACAUUCUAGAUCUCGACCUCUGUGUGCGCCACGAUUCAGAUCACCGGAGUCGCGACCUGCUGGCUGACCUGGUUGCUGAGCACCUGGAUCACCUGCACUACCUGAACGACAUCUUCAGUAUCAGCCUGGACGGUCUCAACGAGGUCCUCACCGACCAGCUGCUGAACCGCCUGCUGAUCCCGCUCUACGUAUACUCACUCACCAAGAGGAAACGCAUGUCCGAUGUCGAGGAUGAUCGGAAACACGUCAGCUCCGUUGUUGCCCUGUUCUUGUUAUCUCAGGUGUUUCUGAUUUUCCACAAUCACAGCCUGGUUCAACAGCUAGCUGAGGUGAUAUUUCAGGGUGACAUAAGUCUUACGCGGGCUGAUGCAAAACACGACUCGCCAAAACUGGUAUUAAGGGAGUUCCAGGCACCAGUCGAGUCACUGGAAAAGUCGCUGGAAAGUGUCCGUCCAAAAGUCCGCUACAGUCAAAUGACGGAAGAAAACGUGGCGCGAGUGUCGACCGAGGGGAAUUCGACAUUCUAUCUUUCGAGAGAUGAAGUCGCAUCUCCAUCAUCCCCAUCUACAGAAGGAGCCCUCAGCCCAAGCAGUGAGAUUUAUUCUGGUGAUACAGACAUAUCGAGCCCCAAUCAGAACUCGACUGACGAAGAGAAACUCUCACAUCGCAUGACGCUGGGGGUAUCCAGUGGCGCCCAGAAUCAACAAACAACUUUCUCGUUAGAUAACAAACCAUACCUGGAAGCCAUCUUCAAUGCCUUGGAGUGUAGUGAGAAUGACUAUUCUGCCCUGUUCUCUCUCUGUUUGCUCUAUGGUCUUGGACAGAAUGAAGGAAUAAGUCAAAACCUCUUGGACAGUGUUCUAAUGCCAACAGAAAGAUCAGAGAGUAAAGACCACUAUAACAUCGCUCUAGUGGAACGACUCAUCCGAAUCAUCACAUUGGCAUGUCAAACAAACAGUAAAGUUCGUCUGGCAACAUUGCAGUUAUCCAUCAAGUUACUAAAGCAACUUGUGCUCAAGCUGGGCAAGUCAUUCCUGCAGGACCGUCAUCUGGCAUCCAUUGAAAAUGCUCAUGAGUGCAGCAGGCAGAUGCUUAGGAACUUUUAUAAGAGUGAAGAAAUAUUUCUGGACAUGUUUGAAGAUGAGUAUCGAGACAUGAAGAACCAUCCACUAAAUGUUGAAUACCUGACAAUGGACUCUUCCAUUCUGUUAUCACCCACUGGCACCCCUCUGACUGGGAUAGACUUCAGCAAGAGACUGCCAUGUGGGGAGGUGGAGAGGGCAAGGCGGGCAAUCCGUGUGUUCUUCAUUCUUCGUGACCUGUCUUUGACCUUGUUGGAUGAGACGGAAGUACAGCUACCAUUAACAAAGGAAGAAAAUUGCAUUAGAUGUGAAGACAAAUUAGAUCUCAACAAUAGUGAUCUGAUUGCCUGCACAGUGAUAACUAGAGACACUCGGAAACAGGAGCGCCGUUUUCUGGUGAUCGACCCAGUCCAGCUGGUUCUGGUUGAGCCGGAUAACAAACGACUUGGCUGGGGAGUCGUCCGAUUCGUUGCAUUUCUUCAGGAUAUCGAGGUAACUGGCGACAAAGAUGACAGUCGGUCGCUGCACAUCCUGGUUCACAAACCAUCGUCGUCGGUACACGCGCGGCCCCUCCCACUGCUGGCCGCCCGGUUCAUGUUCGACGACCACAUCCGGUGCAUGGCCGCCAAGCAGCGCCUGAUGAAGGGCCGGAUACGGGCGCGCCAGCAGAAGAUGCAGAUCAUAGAACGGAUGCUGGACAUCGCCCAGACUGACGGCGGAGACACGGCUGGGAGCUACAAGAACCUGCCCAUUCCUGGUCGCAGCCAUCCUGUAAGAGUUGGAGCUCAGGCCGAAGUGUCGAAAACAAAGGCCGGGGUGUCCAGUCAGGGCGCUCGGCCGAAGCAGAGGAAUGCUACGGCGGAGUUGAAGAAGCUUCAGAAGGACGGUCGUCGAGGCUCGCGAGAAAUCCGUCACGUCAGCAGUGCAUCGUCGGUGGUGGAGGAGGCCCAGGAGGCGACGUCUGCCUUCGCCGUUCAGUCCUUAAAUCACCACAGUCAUGGGAGGAUUCCAAGAAGGGUCAGGUCGCAUUCGGGAGCAGUGGACAGCAAAGACGUAGCCCAUGUAGAGAUUCCCAUGGAAGACCUGUCCAUCAGCACAAAAGCUCGGAGCGGUUCUCUGGACAACAGCGUCAAGAUACUGAAGCUGCCGGCUUUCAGACUGGAGAAGCACAGGAGUCAGUCGCACAGUCCGCGGAGGCACAAGUCGGACUCGAGCGUCAUCCCGGUGCGGGCCGAGGGCGGCAGGAAGCAUGCAUGGUCCGCCCCUCCGCCUCACAACAGCAGGACGAGACAGACAAGUCUGAUCAAUUCUCGACCGCACAGCAAGAGCAGUCCGGCAUCGGUGGAUCAUAAAAAGAAAGAUGACUCGUCCUCGGACGAGAGUCCCGACAUCGGCCGGUCGAGAAGUCAGUCGGGAAUGUCUCCGAAAUCGCUCCGACCGGCUCCCGCUCCAUCAAUGUCGCUGAUCCCACAUCAGCAGAUGUCCGAGUUCCUGCCUGCUGGGACCAUCAAUUCACCCAAGUUGGUCCCGCCGGCCGAGCCGAAACUGACAACAGCUGCUAAAGUGAGUCACCGCAAAGCCUCGGCUGGUGAUUUUGUGAGUGUUGGGGAUGGGAAGGACAGGGAUAAGGACAAUGAAUUGAGUGAUACGAAGUCGACGGAUUCGGAUUUCUCUUCAGGACCGAACUUGGCACCGCAGGACAGUAACAGUGAUUCCGGGGUCCACAGUGAUCAGGUGUCCCUGGUUGCCAAGGUGACGACAAAACAGCAGCUGGCAGAGCUCGCCCAGGAGGUUCAGGAGCACUACGGCUAUUCCGAGAGCAAGAAAGAAGAGCAGACCGGGUAGACAACUCUAAAUGCAUGUUGACUGUUAUUGUUUUAUUCGGGACAGGUAAACAUGUACUUUCAUAUGCCCAUAUCCACGGAAGGUUCAGACAUGCCUACUGGAGAUCCAGUUUCUGAUUUCCCAGAGGCUGGACACUGAGCGUGAUUGUUUUAAUGAUGUGUAUGUUUUAUUUUUAACUUUUGUUGAAAUCCUGUAACAAGAUGUUACAGAAUUGGUGGCAUUGUUGGGUUGGGGUGGUGGGGAGGAGGCAGUGUUUUUAUAUACUUACAUAAUUGUUAUUUUAUACCUAGUAUAUCUACUGUAUAUAUUUUUUUCUCUCUACAUAUUUCAACCAAGUAUGUACUGAAAUAAAAAUGCAGCAGAUACACCUGACACAAAAUAAGGAUUAUGGAGCUUUUCCGGGUUCACAAUGUUAUCAAUUCUGGAACAGUCUAAACAAUUGAAUUAUAAAAUACUGAAAAACUGCUUUCUAACCAAACACAGAAAUUAUUCCAAUAUCAAUCAAAAUUUGGAAAUAAAAAUUUGAAGAUUACAUCAUUUAAAAAUUUGACUUGUUUUAAUAUUUAUGUUACGUUACCCACGAGUGUCCAUACUAAAUUUAUUGCACACAUUCAUGAUCACAAAUGUGACCUGUAGUUUUGACAUUAUUAGAAAAAUACAGCUAGACAUAUAGACAAAGUAAACCAAUGUCAUUAAACUACAUUAAUAGCACUUGUUUGAUAUAUCUUGACUUUUAUCUUCUUCUGGUUUUUGGUUUGUUGCUACAUACACGUAUGUUGUCACAUAAUUUGGAUAUAUAUCUAAUAUCUUAUACCUAUGUCUGUUUGCAUAUUUGAAGAGUUACUACAUGUAUAUCUUAUCAAAUUUGUUUGCAUAUUUUCAAAUUUUACUCUCGAUUCCAUUUACUCUCGAUCCACAUGAGACGGGUGUGAUGUGCUAGUUUAGACAGUUACACAAGGCUUGAAAGUAAUUUUGUUGAGUGGGAAGCAACGUCUGCUUCUAAUACUUUAACCUGAAAGCAAAUGCUAGAAACUGAGAAGCACUUCUAGAUUUAUUGUACUGAUAUUAACUUUAAUUUUAUGUAAAUUUAAACUAGCAAUUGUUUUUUUUAUGUUUUUAAAGGGACAGACCCUAGUUUCAGCCCUUGAAAAUGCACACUAAGUUUAGUUAAAGGGACAGACCCUAGU
Gigantopelta aegis is the source of this 4895-nucleotide messenger RNA. Its product is annotated as protein CLEC16A-like. Gene Ontology annotation, cellular component: late endosome; endolysosome membrane. The record is from RefSeq and is a predicted model, not a curated record. Lineage: Eukaryota; Metazoa; Mollusca; Gastropoda; Neomphalida; Peltospiridae. Gene Ontology annotation, biological process: regulation of autophagosome maturation; endosomal transport; endosome to lysosome transport. The transcript has 23 exons. Bases 103 to 3708 code for a protein of 1201 amino acids.